UCUAAUUCUACAUAUUGUCUCGCAUUUUGAAAAAAUGCCGGAACACAUUGUUAAAGUAUUACAGCGCACCCAGCUGAGCCACAGCCAGUCGGAUGCGAAACACUUUAUUUAUAUAUAUAGCAAGUGGCUGGAGGAUGUAACAGAGCUUGAACUGUUGCUCACAACGAGCAAUACCAGCUACAAGGCCACUUUGAAGCAUGGUGAAAUCAAAAGCGCCGCGGAAGAAUUGGAGCAACCGUACGAUGAGUUCUUUGCGGAGUGUAAAAAGGCGCUCAUCACGCAAAUGGGAGUACCUGGCUUUGACUAUGAAGUGGAUGAGCAGCAAGCGCGCUUCAAGCUCGUCAAAUGCACUGGCUUUGAGACACUUUACGUGGACGUGCCGCUGCGCAAGGCAUCCAACUGCUACCAGUUGCUGGACGCAGCCAUGGAAAUGGCACAACGACAGCCAACAGUCGAUGCAGCAGGGAAUGCUGGGCAAGUCGAUGCUGGAGCUAGCCAAUCUAAUGAAUUGCUUAUAGAAUACGAACAGUAUAUUAAGGACUCCAAGCUGGCAGAGAAGAAAUUGCUCAAAAAGUUUGUAAUGCUCAUCAAUAGCAAAAAGCAGCGUAUUGAAGAGCUAGAGCGAAGACUGGAGGAGCGAGGUCAAAAUGCUGGACACGAUACAGACACCGACAUAGAGGAGCAGCCGGCAGAAGUCAGUGUGGACGGGGAAGAGGGCGACGACGAUGAUGUAUAUGCCGGCGCCACCCAAGUCCUGACGCAGAAAAACCGAAUGCAGGAGUUAUAUUCAAAUAAAAUGCCAUCCACAGAGUAAAGCGACGUUUCCACAUCCAUUUAAUAUCCAACAUAAUACACAUAAAAAAAGGAAACUAAAAUCUUACACAUAUGUAUGUUUGUGUGAAUGAAUGUUUGUAUAUAUGUAUGUUUGUGUGUAUGAAUGUGUGUACAUAUGUAUGUUGGUGUGCAUGAGUGUAUGUACAUAUGUAUGAUUGUGUGUGUUGCUUUCUUUUACCAAACAAAAGUCAAAGCUAACUUGCCGCUGUGCCACAGCAUUUGAAAAUAACGUCUUUUUAAAUGGUGCUGUCCUCCUCGAUUCUCAUACAUUCAAGUAAGCCCUGCAGGCUUUCAUGCUUCAAUUGCAAGUGCCGUGUGUUUGUGUGUGUGUUAGAAAGUGUUGACAAUCUGAUAAACAAAUGUGUGUGUACGUUUGUAUACCAGUGUGUACGUUUGUAUGUAUGUACGCAUGUGUGUAUAUAUGUAUGUACGCAUUUGUGUAUAUGUAUGCUCGCACUUAUUUAUAUAUGUAUGUAUAUUUUUAUGCGAAUAUGUACAUAUAUAUGCGUGCACUUUUUAUAUACGUACGUACAUACGUGUGAAUGCAUUUAUAAGUGCACGUAUUUGUUUAUGCAUGCGUGCAUGUCCCCUCCUUCCUUUCAUUGCAAACACAUUCAAUAUUUUCCAUUCCAGUGAUUUGUUUUUUGUUUUCUUUAAUAAAUUAACUUUUUAAGGUGUACGUGUACAUGUAUAAAUAAACAACAAAUAGACUUUAUAACAUAAUAUACAUUACAAUUACAAUCAAUGUGUGUGUGUGUGUGUGUUAUCUGCUUAGCUUAGAAUUAGAGCAAAUCAAGAUUGCAUUUUGGAAUAAGUUACAAUUGUCGUUGCAGUUGUUAUUUUGGAAUUACUCGUGAACAGAAUGAUUAAGAAACGAAAGCCAAUUAAAAAAAAAGUUAAAAGCA
Molecule: messenger RNA, 1739 nt
Organism: Drosophila montana
Lineage: Eukaryota; Metazoa; Arthropoda; Insecta; Diptera; Drosophilidae
Exons: 1
Coding region: 35-814 (259 amino acids)
Biological process (GO): positive regulation of ligase activity; double-strand break repair via nonhomologous end joining; DNA recombination
Cellular component (GO): DNA-dependent protein kinase-DNA ligase 4 complex; DNA ligase IV complex; nucleus
Molecular function (GO): DNA binding
Source: RefSeq, a predicted model, not a curated record